Molecule: messenger RNA, 1376 nt
Organism: Amphimedon queenslandica
Lineage: Eukaryota; Metazoa; Porifera; Demospongiae; Haplosclerida; Niphatidae
Exons: 5
Source: RefSeq, a predicted model, not a curated record
GUACUGGUGCUAUUACUCUAUUACUAUCCAUCCUAUUGCAGCAGAGAUCAUCAGACCUACAGCAGUUGUUCCAAUAGAAAAUGAAGUGUACAGGCAAGUCAGCAUGCAAGUUCUUUGGUCUGUUAAUAUUUGGGCUCACACUAAUAAUAGUCCUUGCUGGCACUCUUAUAAUAGCAAUCAAUCCAAAGUUUCAAAUCAACAAUACUCUGUACAUUGGAGAUAGCUUGAGAAACACUACAGGCGUACAUGAAGCUUCUUCUUCCAUAGGAAAUGUGAACAUGAACUUCAAUAUUAGAAUUGACAGUGUUUAUUUCAUGUCCAAAAAGCCAUCGACAACAACUGAGCAUCUUCCGGAAAUAGAAAUUGCUUCAAAAGAAAAUGGCUAUUAUCAAGAUUAUAAUUACCUUGGAAUAAACCAGCCCAUUUAUCUACUGGCUGGAUCAGUUAUAAAUUACAAAACUACACUUCAAAUUAAAGAACCUCACAAUUCAUUUGAUAACUUAGCUUGCGUAAUCCUUUUCAACAGUUUAGCAAAAUUUGAUGACUUUUUUAGAUAUGGUACACACUCAGGGUCUCAGAAGCAAUGCUUCACAAAUGAGAAUACAUCAUCAGUGUCAUGGUCAUUCAGUAUAGCAGAAGAGUCUCAGUAUUAUGUUGGCAUUUCCAUCAAAAGAGGUGUGACAGUAACUAGUAAUGUAUCAAUCGACCGUGCUUAUUACAAUCUAUCACAAACAGCAAGAAACAUCUGCACUAACUCACUAUCUUGUAAUAUAACAGUCUGCAGUGACAUACUACUUUGUGAAAAGUCAUACAUCAUCAUAAAGACCAAAGGUAUCACUGAAGUGGCUCUAUUGGAAUAUGAUAUAUCAUUGAGACGAUGGACAAUAAGAGCAAGUAUUGUACUGCUUCCUUUGUGCAGUCUAGCAUUGAUAAUCAUUGUAACCAGUUAUAUUAGAUGCUACAAGUGGCAUCAAGAUACAAAUAGAAGAGCUGAUGAUGAUAAUUCAAGUGUUGUAAGCUCUUCAUUGAGUGAAAUGGAAACACCUUUUGAUGAUGACGAUGAUCGCAUUGAAUUGAUUCCUGGUUCAGAUCAAAGACCACCCAACAGAAAUGAGGAUGAAAGAAAUGAAGAAAUUGACAGUUUUCAGCACAAUAGCACUUCAUCAAUGCCAAUUCCACUGAGUGAAGAGCUAUUACAAAGUGCCAAAGAUACAUUUGAUGAAUUAACAAAGCUACAAGUAGGUAGUAAUCGAACAGAAUAUCACAGUAGUCAGUAUGGAGUGACCCUCAAUAUUCCAGAGGGAGCAGUACAAGGAUCAGCUACUGUUUGGUUUGGAACAGUUCUGUUUAGUGAUAAGUUUAAGUUUGGAGACUAU